AUGGAGUUGGCAAAGAAAAUCAAUGAAAUGAUGGAGGAGAAUAAGAAGGCCGUAGAUCGAAUUGUACAGCUGAAAGGAAAACUGAAACAACGUGAGGAAUAUCAGGAGAACAUCGAGAACCUGGUGGCUUUUUUGCUUCCUGUGUCUCCUGCUGGUGGAGUCAGGCCUGUAAGGAUCCUCAGAGGAGGAUCUCACUCACUGUGGUACUUCCUCACACUGACAUCAGGACCAACAUCACUUCCAGAGCUGGUCGGUGUAGAGAUGGUGGAUGAUUUUCCAGUGGGUUACUAUGACAGUCUCCUUACAUACCAAAGACUAUCUGGAUGUGAGCUGGAUGCAGAUGGCAAAGAGAGAUUCAAGAGCAUAGAUGCUUACAAUGGAGAAGAUGUAUUUGUUACAGAUUCCAAGGGUUGGUACAGCCUCAUUCCAGAAAUAACCAAUGUCAACCUAAUGGAAUCCACAAAUGCUUUUAUUGCCCAAACUUUUUACCAACCUUGGUGCAUAUCACUAUUGAAAAGCCAUCUACAACAACUGAAAAGCUUACUGAAUCGAAAAGUGCAUCCUAGAGUCAGAGUGAUCCAUAAACAGGACAGAGACACUGGGGGGAUGGAGGUGACCUGCCUGGCGACCGGCUUCUACCCCCGACAGAUCAAUAUGACCCUGCAGAAGAAUGGCCAGCCUGUCCCAGACCAGGAGCUGACCAGGGGGGAACCCCUGCCCAACGGAGACGGGAUGUACCAGCUGAGGAGGAGCCUGAGUGUCAGUGCUGAGGAGCUGAGAGAGAGACACCUCUACACCUGUACUGUCACACACAGCGGUGUGGACAACAAACUGGAUGUCAGCUGGGAGUUUCAGCCAGGUCACAGCAAUCUGGCUUUGUACGGAAUAUCAUUUGGAGUUCUGACUGUACUUGCAUUCACCAUAUUUGGCCUCUGCAUCUGGAGAAAAAGAGAUGCUGGGCUCAAGAAGUCCCACCAGUCCCACCAUGAUGAGUCUUCAGGUGCUUCAGAGCCACUUCAGACAGAGUCAGGAACAUGUGAAGGCACAUAG
Molecule: messenger RNA, 1050 nt
Organism: Megalops cyprinoides (Indo-Pacific tarpon)
Lineage: Eukaryota; Metazoa; Chordata; Actinopteri; Elopiformes; Megalopidae
Product: major histocompatibility complex class I-related gene protein-like
Exons: 8
Coding region: 1-1050 (349 amino acids)
Biological process (GO): immune response
Cellular component (GO): external side of plasma membrane
Source: RefSeq, a predicted model, not a curated record